AUGCAACAAUUCUAAUCUAAUCAAGAAACGAUUGUUGGAGUUUAAUAUUUGAAUAAUCUCUUUGAUGAAAAUUUAAUUGAUCCAAUUUAUUUCAAGGUUUAUUUAUUACUGCUAUAUCUAAUUAUGCAUCGAUUGUAGAUUACAAAUAUCAAAAUGGAACAUCCCUUUAUAUUUAUAAUUAAUCUAUAUAUAAUUACUCAAUAUGUAGAAAUGAAUAAUUUAUAUUAACUAAACAUGGAAUGUAACAUGUCUUUUGUAUAUAAAAACUUAAAACUAAAUUAAUGUUUUUAUAUUUUGUUCUAAUUAUUUUUCAAAUGA
Molecule: messenger RNA, 318 nt
Organism: Paramecium pentaurelia
Lineage: Eukaryota; Ciliophora; Oligohymenophorea; Peniculida; Parameciidae
Source: the annotation of a GenBank genome assembly